AUGCCCGUAUCUUUGGUCCUCGUCAGCUCUCGCCGUCUUUGUUGACCAUCGACGGCUUCCUCUUCAUCCUUUCUUCCCUCCAAAAACCCUAAACCCUCCUUCCAUCUGCUCCCCGUCUCGCAGCUCCACCUCCGCCACCUUCUCCUCCUCCAAAAUGCUAUCUUUAACAUUAACGGCCCCCUUUAUCUCCACCACCCGAUCCCCCUACACUCUUCCUCGCCGUCCUCUCCUCAUCCGCGCUCGCACCCAAGAGAUCGAAACACCUCAGCCGCCGCCUAAGUCAGAUCUCUUACCCAAGCUAAACCGCUACAGCUCCCGCAUCACCGAGCCCAAAUCCCAGGGCGGAUCUCAGGCCGUGCUCUAUGGCGUUGGGCUCUCCGACAACGAUAUGAAGAAGCCGCAGGUGGGGAUCUCCUCAGUUUGGUACGAGGGAAACACCUGCAACAUGCAUCUGAUGCAGCUUGCUGCGGCGGUUAAGGACGGGGUGAGAGAGGCGGGAAUGUUCCCGUUUCGAUUCAAUACUAUUGGUGUAAGUGAUGCUAUAUCAAUGGGAACAAGAGGAAUGUGCUAUAGUUUGCAGUCGAGGGAUCUGAUUGCGGACAGCAUUGAGAGCGUCAUGGCGGCGCAGUGGUAUGAUGCCAAUAUUUCGAUUCCGGGGUGUGAUAAAAAUAUGUCUGGUACAAUUAUGGCAAUGGGACGGCUCAAUCGACCUAGUCUCAUGAUAUAUGGUGGAACGAUAAAGCCUGGUCAUUACAAUGGAAAAACAUUUGAUAUAGUAUCUGCAUUUCAGUGCUAUGGCGAAUAUGUCAGUGGUUUGAUCACCGAUGACGAUAGAAUGACUGUUUUGCGUAAUUCAUGCCCUGGAGCUGGGGCUUGUGGUGGCAUGUAUACUGCAAAUACCAUGGCUUCCGCUAUCGAAACAAUGGGCAUGACACUCCCCUACAGCUCAUCGACGCCUGCUGAGGAUCCCUUGAAGUUAGACGAGUGUCGUGUAGCAGGAAAAUAUAUGUUUAAUUUGUUAGAGAUGGACUUAAAGCCUAGAGACAUCAUAACCGAAAAAUCACUACGUAAUGCAAUGGUUGUAGUCAUGGCUCUUGGUGGGUCGACAAAUGCGGUGUUACAUUUGAUUGCUAUUGCUAGGUCUGUAGGUUUGCAUUUGACUCUUGAUGAUUUUCAGAAGGUCAGUGAUGCAGUUCCUUUCCUUGCUGAUCUCAAGCCUAGUAGUAAAUAUGUAAUGGAAGACUUGCACAAGAUCGGGGGAACACCUGCGGUGAUUCGUUACCUCUUAGAAGAAGGAUUUUUGGAUGGAGAUUGUAUUACUGUCACGGGGAAGACUCUUGAAGAAAACAUGAAGUUUGUUCCCUCUUUAGCUGAAGGGCAGCAAAUAAUACGUCCCGUUGGGAACCCCAUCAAAGCAAGUGGGCAUAUUCAAAUACUGUAUGGGAAUCUUGCUCCAGAGGGAUCUGUUGCUAAAAUUACUGGCAAAGAAGGAUUAUAUUUUUCCGGUCCUGCUCUUGUUUUCGAAGGCGAGGAAUCCAUGAUUGCAGCUAUUUCUGAAAAUCCUAUGAACUUUAAGGGCAAAGUAGUUGUUAAAAGAGGAGAGGGGCCGAAGGGUGUUCCAGGAAUGGAGUGUGCAUUGCUGACUGAUGGUAGAUUUUCUGGUGGAUCACAUGGAUUUGUUGUCGGUCAUAUAUGCCCUGAAGCGCAGGAUGGAGGACCGAUUGGGCUGAUCCAAAAUGGUGAUGUAAUUACAAUUGACAUUAACAAAAGAAGAAUAGAUGUUCAGCUUUCUGAUGAGCAGCUUACUGAGAGAAGCAGAAAAUGGAGCCCCCCUCCUUACAAAGCAACACGAGGAGUUCUUUUACAAUUAUUUUUCUCCCCUGCCUCUUAUAUUAAAAGUGUUCAAUCAGCUUCUAGAGGAUGUGUGACAGAUGAAUAG
Messenger RNA from Phalaenopsis equestris, 1939 nucleotides. Its product is annotated as dihydroxy-acid dehydratase, chloroplastic. NCBI's taxonomy places the organism in Eukaryota, Viridiplantae, Streptophyta, Magnoliopsida, Asparagales, Orchidaceae. Bases 155 to 1939 code for a protein of 594 amino acids. Gene Ontology annotation, biological process: branched-chain amino acid biosynthetic process. Gene Ontology annotation, molecular function: dihydroxy-acid dehydratase activity. Gene Ontology annotation, cellular component: chloroplast stroma. The record is from RefSeq and is a predicted model, not a curated record. The transcript is spliced from 13 exons.